CUAAAAUAAGUUGUCAGGCUCCUCAAGGAAAAACUAUUCAGGUGGAACAUUAACUUCAAAGCUGCCAACAAGAUUUGGAGUAGAUGCGCUCCGGGUCUCCGCGCUGUAUCCCCACUCAGCCAUACAAAGACCGCCACAACGGACCCGGAGUUUCUCAAGACUUAGGACAACUUCUACUACUACUCGGUGUAACGGCGUUCAGUGUCUUUCGCCGGUAUGGGGUUCGCGGACCUCCUGAAUGACGUUGGCGGGUUCGGAAAGUUUCAGUGGCUCCACGUCACGCUGAUCUCGAUUCCCGGUCUGCUGAUGGCUAGCCAGAACCUCCUCAACAACUUCACUGCGGGAACGCCGGGGCAUCACUGUACCAUCCCGAACAGAACUUCCAUUGCGAGGAUUCACAACGUCUCCCUCGAGGAUGUGGAUGAGAGUCAACUGCUGCGCGUCUUCAUCCCGACCGACGCUGGCGGGAACAGACUGGACAAGUGCACGCGGUACGUGGAGGCGCAGUGGCAUCUCCUCGAGGGCAACGCGAGCACACCGUUUACGUUCGCUAAUGGGACAGAGCCUGAGACGGAGUUGUGCCUGGACGGGUGGACGUACAACCGGACGGAGUUCCUCUCCACCAUCGUGACAGAGUGGGACUUGGUGUGUACGUUGCGCCCCCUGAAGCAGAUGAGUCAGACCGUCUACAUGGGCGGAGUCCUGACUGGUGCCAUCAUUUUCGGGGGGCUGUCGGACAGGUUCGGUCGUAAGGCUCUGCUGGUGUGGUCCUACUUCCAGCUGGCUGUGCUGGGUUCCUGCACGGCCCUGUCCCCCUCUUACGUGGCCUUCUGCACCUUCCGCUUCCUCGCCGGCAUGUCCGUGUCUGGGAUCAUCCUCAACGCGGUCUCCCUCAAGGUGGAGUGGAUCCCCACCAAGUCUCGGACGGUGGUGGGCACCCUGACCUCCUUCUUCUUCACGUUCGGUCAGAUGCUGCUGGCAGGGAUCGCCUACAGCGUCAGAGACUGGCGCCACCUGCAGAUCGCCGUCUGCGCCCCCUUCUUCCUGUUCUUCCUCUACAGCUGGUGGUUCUAUGAGUCGGCCCGUUGGCUGGUUCUGAACCGGAGGACCAAGGAGGCUGUGAGUCUGCUGCAUCGCGUGGCUCGCACCAACGGCAAGCCAGAGAUGGUCGACAAGAUCACCGUAGCGGUGGUGGAGUCUCACAUGCACAAGGAGAUCCAGUCCAGUAAGUCUGUUUACACGGCCUACAGCCUGGUGAAGACGCAAGUCAUGAGGAGGGUCUCCAUCUGCCUCAUGGUUGUCUGGUUUUCCACCAGCUUUGCCUACUAUGGCAUAGCCAUGGACCUGCAGAAGUUUGGUCUGAACAUCUACCUCAUGCAAAUCAUCUUUGGGUUUGUCGACUUCCCUGCCAAGUUGGUGGCACUGGGCAUGCUCAGUUACCUCGGCCGGAGGGUCACCCAGGCCACCUGCCUCAUAGUGUCCGGGCUUAUCAUCUUUGCUAACAUCUUUGUCCCUUCAGACAUGCAGACCUUAAGGACCACACUAGCCUGUCUGGGGAAGGCCUUCACCUCAUCCUCCUUCACCUGUGUUUACCUCUUCACUGGAGAACUCUACCCUACAGUCAUCAGACAGACGGGGAUGGGCUUCACCUCCACCAUGUCUCGGCUGGGCAGCAUGGCGGCCCCGGCCGUGCUCAUCCUGGACGAGGUCCUGCCCGUCCUGCCCGGCCUGGUGUACGGGGGCGCCGCCCUAGUGGCCGGGGUGUUUGCCUGUUUCCUGCCCGAGACGCUUGACGUGCCGCUGCCAGACACCAUCGAGGACGUGGAGGAGAAGUGGUGA
This is a messenger RNA of Hypomesus transpacificus, 1839 nucleotides long. It is a transcript of the gene oatx, whose product is annotated as organic anion transporter X. The transcript is spliced from 9 exons. Gene Ontology annotation, cellular component: membrane. NCBI's taxonomy places the organism in Eukaryota, Metazoa, Chordata, Actinopteri, Osmeriformes, Osmeridae. The coding region runs from base 217 to 1839 and encodes 540 amino acids. Gene Ontology annotation, molecular function: transmembrane transporter activity. The record is from RefSeq and is a predicted model, not a curated record. Gene Ontology annotation, biological process: transmembrane transport.